AUGGCCGGAUUGCAGAAAUGCAAUUCUGUCGCUAAACCAUCUUUUUCAAAACCCAUUGUAACAGCAACUGAUGAUCACCCGUGCUUUGACGCUACACUGUACAGGCGUAUCAUAGGCUCUUUACAAUAUUUAACAUUGACUCGCCCGGACAUUGCUUACGCGGUCAAUGUUCUCUUGCAACACAUGCACGAUCCAGCUCCUCAACACACUCUAAUGCUCAAGAAACUAUUAAGAUAUAUCAAAGGCUCGACGGACUUUGGUAUACCCCAACUACGAACCUUUUCGGAUGCCGACUGGGCAUCAGAUUCAGUGACCAGGAAAUCCACGUCUGGUUAUUUCACAUUUCUGGGCAAUACAUUAGUCUCCUGGACAGUCAAAAAGCAAUCCACCGUCUCCCGCUCAUCCACGGAAUCGGAAUACAGGGCAUUGGCAGCGGCCACGACGGACACGCUAUGGAUCAGACGAUUACUUUUGGACUUCCGCAUCAACCUGUCCAACCGGUAG
This is a messenger RNA of Dendrobium catenatum, 504 nucleotides long. RefSeq lists its product as uncharacterized. The coding region runs from base 1 to 504 and encodes 167 amino acids. The record is from RefSeq and is a predicted model, not a curated record. The transcript has a single exon. NCBI's taxonomy places the organism in Eukaryota, Viridiplantae, Streptophyta, Magnoliopsida, Asparagales, Orchidaceae.